This is a messenger RNA of Nymphaea colorata (pocket water lily), 2363 nucleotides long. Its product is annotated as putative DUF21 domain-containing protein At3g13070, chloroplastic. The transcript is spliced from 14 exons. NCBI's taxonomy places the organism in Eukaryota, Viridiplantae, Streptophyta, Magnoliopsida, Nymphaeales, Nymphaeaceae. Bases 271 to 2262 code for a protein of 663 amino acids. Gene Ontology annotation, molecular function: flavin adenine dinucleotide binding. The record is from RefSeq and is a predicted model, not a curated record.
CCGGUCCAACUUGUGGGAUUUUUCGGAUUUUUCCUCCUCAUGGUCGACCACCACAUCGGCGAGGAGGCCCUCCCCUUCUCUCCGCCUUCCACCCCCUCCCUCGUCUGCCACUCCCCUUUCCGCCGCCUUCCUUUCCGCCUUGGCUGGAAGAACCAUGUUUCCCGUGCAUCCUCUUAGCUGCUGGUCAGCUCCCACGUAGUCUCUCCCGGAACCUGCCUCCACAUUCACUCCUCUCAUCACUCUUCUGUUUCCUCUCCCUUACUCUCUCCCAUGGCUCUCUCGCUGGACUCUCCCCUUCUUGGCAGAAGACCCAACAUCCUGAACCCCCUCAGGACUCCGUUCAUUCAUUAUGGAAGCUGUUUUCUUCGAACUCCGCCCCGAAUUUUCUCGUUCCCGAGCUGCACAAAUCGUCCGGCAUCGAGGUAUUUCCCGAUUGUCUGCAACUCAGACAGAUUGAGGAUCUUCAAGGACAGGGAAUUGCGAUGGGUUUCUCGGGGAAUUGGGGGCCGUAGAGUCGAAGAAUUGCUUGGCAGUAACGUCUGGGGCGCUUUGGCGGGGAAGGCGAGUGCUUGGUUUGUUGCAAUACUUUGCGGCAUUCUUCUGGUUCGUUGCCAGAAGGCAUUCGCGGUGGGCGGCGCCCCGGAAGUGGGAUUGAGUGCGCUUGGACAACAGGAGGGUGUUUUUAGGAGCGCAUGGUUGCCCAAGCUUCUACAGGUGUUCCGGGUCUUGAGGGAGCAGGGGUUGGUGCUAACGGCUUUGUUGGGAUUGUCGGCAUUCUUCUCGAUGGCGGAGACCGCUAUUACGACGCUAUGGCCGUGGAAGGUUCGUGAAUUGGCUGAAAAAGAGGCUGAAAAUGGUGUCUUUCGAAUGCUUAGUAGUGAUGUGACCCGGUUUCUAACAACGAUACUUAUUGGGACAACUGUGGUCAAUAUUGGGGCGACUGCACUUGUCACGGAGGCAGCAACUGCAAUUUUUGGUGAAGCUGGGGUUAGCGCAGCAACAGGGGUUAUGACGGUUGCUAUUUUACUACUCACAGAAAUUACUCCAAAAAGCAUAGCUGUUCAUAAUGCCACCGAUGUUGCUAGAUUUGUGGUUAGGCCAGUUGCCUGGCUUUCCCUAAUACUUUAUCCUGUAGGAAGGGUGGUCACCUUUUUAUCAGUGGGCAUGUUGAAGAUGCUAGGUCUAAAGGGAAGAAGUGAGCCAUAUGUUACUGAAGAUGAAUUGAAGCUAAUGUUGCGAGGUGCAGAACUAAGUGGAGCUAUUGAAGAAGAGGAGCAGGAUAUGAUAGAGAAUGUGUUGGAGAUUAAGGACACACAUGUUCGAGAAGUAAUGACUCCUCUUGUUGAUGUUGUUGCAAUUGAUGCUAGUGCAACUCUUAUUGAAUUCAGGAAUUUGUGGGUAAUUAAUCAAUACUCCAGGGUUCCUGUUUUCGAGCAACGGGUUGAUAACAUUGUUGGUAUUGCUUAUGCAAUGGACAUGCUUGAUUAUGUUGACAAGACUGACCUACUUGAGACUUCAACUGUAGAAGAAAUUGCUCACAAGCCUGCAUAUUUUGUACCUGAUUCAAUGUCUGUCUGGAACUUGCUGAGAGAGUUUAGAAUCAGAAAGGUUCACAUGGCUGUUGUCCUUAAUGAGUAUGGCGGAACUGUAGGGAUAGUUACGUUGGAAGAUGUUGUUGAGGAAAUUGUUGGAGAAAUAUUUGACGAGAAUGACUCAAAGGAGGAGAUCCAAAGAAAAACUGGUUAUGUGGUUAUGCGAGCUGAUGGUAUCUUUGACGUAGAUGCAAAUACAUCAAUCUACCAGUUAUCUGAAGAACUUAAUGUCAAAAUUCCUGAGGGUCAUCAGUAUGAGACUGUGUCUGGUUUUGUUUGCGAAUCUUUUGGAUAUAUUCCGAGAACUGGUGAGAGUAUUAAAGUUAAGCUUGAAAAUGCAAGUCUUGAAGAAAAUGAUGAACACGUCGAUGUUGAAUCUGAUAAUCACAAGGAGAAGCAUCAAACAUUUAAGCUUGAGAUAUUGGCUGGAAAUGCAAGAAAGGUGAGUGCAGUUCGUUUUGAAAGAAUAAAUGAGGAUGUUACCAAUCUUAACGCUACAUCAGUUACUCGAGUAGUCCCAAGAAUCAUAAAAAGAAAAUGUAAUGAUGAGGACAUGGACAAGACUGAAAGUGCUGAACUUCCAAUUCAGAAGAAAGUAGAGGGCUGCCUUGCCGAAGGCCCUCUUAUUGAUUGUAUCAUUGAGGACUUUGACAAUAACAGCAAGCAGUAGCUACAGUUCCACACCCUCUUUCAUUUCCUAACCAUGAUGAGGAAAAAACUAAAAAGAAAAGUUUAAAAAAAAAAGAAAAAAAAUAGUUCAUGUUGUUUACA